AUGGCCUGGCAGUCUCUACCUGGCAUGGGGGGUGGUGUUGGAGGAGGUCAAAAUAAUGGAGGUGGUAAUGUAGGUGAUGGAGGAAUUCAAGCAAGUCAACCGCAAGGCACAGAAUAUACACUGCAAGGUGUAAUGCGAUUCUUACAAACUGAAUGGCAUCGACACGAGAGAGAUCGAAAUGCUUGGGAGAUCGAAAGACAAGAAAUGAAAAGUAGGAUAGCAAAACUAGAGGGGCAUACUAGAAAGCUUGAAGGAUCAAAUGAGAGCUUAAAGAAAUUCCUUACGAUGUUGGAGAAAGUGGCCAAGGACCGAGAAGCACAGUUGAAAGCGCUCAAAUCUGGUGUCACUGCGCCGGUAUCAGGAAAGAAGGAGAUCAAAGAUAAGAAUUCACGUCCUGGGAAAGCAACACACAACUCGUUUCUUGAAGUUGAAGUGGAUAAUGAUGCGAAAAAGGCCGCUCAGUCGGAGAAAUCUGGCAUGAAGGAUUUCAUGGACAAAUCUCAAGGAGAACUCACUUAUCUUUUAAUCGCGCCACCAAAUCCUAUGCCACCUCGAGAAUCCCCCCCACCACCGGAAGAGAUUCUACCCUACGGAGUCACCCAAUCUCAACAGCAAAAUCUCGAAGAACUUCAACAGCAAUACUCGAGGUCUAAGGCUAUGAGAACACCAGAACUGUCUCGACCUCCUCCGGCACCUUCUCCUACACCUAACCAUAAUCCACCACCAGUCCCAACUCCGAAUAAACUUGCUGCUCAAAACCCCGAUAAUCCAGCUCCAAGGUUUCUGGCAGAUCAACAACCUUUACCUCAACCUACCCAGCAAGAAUGGUCUUCAACGUUUAGAUCCCCUGAAAAGGCUCAGAUUUCGGAAGAAUCCGUAACAAAGGUCAAUCAUUCUUACGAUUCUUAUGGACGACCUAUUGAAACGGAAGAGACAGUAGAGAAGUCAGCUUCUUCUGAUGUUGAUGGAUGGGACUUUAAUGAACCAACCAAUUUUACCGAACAGGAAAAUAAGAUUGGGUCUCAGCGGCCUGAUACAGAUGUAUUCCCACCUGCGCAAGAUCCGCCAAAAUCGCCAGUUCGUGGUCCAGGCUCACAUCGAAGGAAAACAUCUAUAUCACGACGGAAAAGUGGCGAACAUGAACUCUCACUGAACCCAACACAAAGACCGGAUAGCGGUAACUUCAAAGUUCGAUUUGGUCUUAGGGGUCACUUGGAUGCAGUUCGCUCUGUAAUAUUUACUGGAGGUGGAAGUCCUGGAGAACCAGAACUAUGCACAUCAGGUGACGAUGGAACGAUCAAAAGAUGGAUCAUACCCGCCCGUUAUGAAGAUCAAGGAUCAUUUCAUGUCAGCCCUAACGAUUUGGAUAUUCAAAGUUAUUUUACUCAUCGUGGUCAUGCUGGAGCUGUCAUGUGCUUAACUGCCUGGUCUCCCUCGCAAAACUUUGCCAGCGGCGGACGUGCGCAAGGUGAUGGAUGGAUAUUUUCCGGUGGCCAAGACGCUACUGUAAGGGUAUGGGAGAGAGGGCGAGUCGAUCCAAAGGCAACUCUCGACGGCCAUACGGAUGCAGUAUGGACAGUAUGUGUACUACCUGGCACGACGGGAACGAUCUUUGGUCAAAGUAAUGCUUUCGGCGGGCCAGAUCGAAUAAUCUUAGCAAGUGGUGCUGCAGAUGGUACCGUUAAGGUGUGGUCUAUUAGUGCACCUCCACAGCUUGUAUCACCUUCGGGUGGAAGUAAUCGAAGAGGUGGCCGAGUUCGUGGUAAUUCGAUGUCCUCUGGUUCAGCAUUCCCAUCAUCUCCCCAACCAAGUGUUGCAUCUACUUCGCCUUUCCAUUAUACAUUAAUACAUUCGAUAACAAGACCUAAUAGCGACGCAUCUCCUACCUGUAUAACACCUUUAGCUACUUCAGGCGAAUCAUUUGUCGUUUCUUAUUCUGAUGCCGCUGUUUUGGUAUACGAUACACGGACUGGUGAAGCGGUUGCAUCCAUGGCAAGUCUGGAGACAUACAAUGGUACACAGUCCACUGGAGUUAAUGCCAUUGUUGCAACUACUACUGGCCUUGAUGGCUCUUUGAGCUCCGAUUCUAAACGCGGGAUGUCUGAAGAUGAAAAUGUUGUUGGCGGAGCGACAGGUACAAGUGGUGGUGUAGAAGGUGUCAUAAUUAGUGGACAUGAGGAUCGCUUCAUUAGAUUCUAUGAUGCUAAUAGUGGUCAAUGCACAUAUAACAUGCUUGCUCAUCCAGCAGCCAUUUCUGCUCUCUCGCUAUCCCCUGACGGUCAUGAAUUAGUCUCCGCUGGCCAUGACGCCAGUUUACGAUUCUGGUCUUUAGACACACGCAGUUGUACACAAGAAAUGACAAGUCAUCGACUGAUGCGCGGAGAAGGUGUAUGCUCAGUCGUAUGGAGUCAAGAUGGACGAUGGAUUGUUAGUGGUGGCGGUGAUGGAGUCGUGAAAGUCUUUGCCCGCUAA
This is a messenger RNA of Sclerotinia borealis F-4128, 2472 nucleotides long. The record is from the annotation of a GenBank genome assembly. NCBI's taxonomy places the organism in Eukaryota, Fungi, Ascomycota, Leotiomycetes, Helotiales, Sclerotiniaceae.